AUGGGGUCGAAGCUGGGGGGUUGGUGGACCGGCGUAAAGGAAGUGGAGCUUCGCAACCAACGUUUCAUCGUGGACCAGCCUCCGCCAUUCAACACACAUAUGAUGGCAAAAUGGAAGCAAACAUAUGCGUACGUGACCGUGAUGAUGCGGAUGGCAGUCAUCUUAGACAUGACUCUCGACCAGUUCAAGAUGGACAUGGAAGCCGUGUUGCAAGAAGAGAUGUUAGCAGCCCAGGAAGAGGCGGCCAAAGAGAAAUGUCCCGGAAGCGGCGAGCACAGCGGCCAAUCCUCCGCGGAUCAUAGCGCAAAACACUCCGCCGACAAACCCAAGAGAGGGCGGAACCCCAUCUGCGACGCUCUACGCUUCAAGUGCCCCGGUCCCCUAAAACACGAUGACGUAGCUAGCGUGCAGCUGGAGGACCUCGAGGCUCCUCCAGACCUUCCUCCGGCGGACGUCUGCCCACUGAAGAAGCGCAUCCGAUGGACCUGCGUGCCUCCGCCCUUGAGCAUGGACGAAAUCGACAUGGCAGUCGGCAACAGCCUAGAAAUGGAAAUACAGCAGAACGUCAACACCCUGAACACCGAGUGGACUCCCAAGUACUGCUAUGGAACUAGAAAAAUGGAAAAGGAUUCGUUCGAGUGCUUUUUCGGCCAGCUGAAAAUCGCCAAAAGGAAGGAAAAGGAGGCAGCUAAAGGUCAUGCAGACUGUAACGAAAAAAAGUGUCCACAUCAUAGCGAAGGACAUCACGUCGAUGCGCCGUGUCCUGAUAAAACGUGUCCGAUGCAUAACAAGCAAAAAUCUGCUGAUGGUAGACAAUCCGAAGAGGAUGAAAUACCACCUUGUGAUCCUCGACGGAAAGAAAAGCCGAAAGACGUGGAGUGGGUUGUGUUCGGAAAGAAGCCUGCAGAGUCCGAGGAGAGUUUGGUAGACGUAGAUGACCCACGAUUCGAUGAAUGGUGCCACGUCGAAAAGUCUCUAAUGCAGCUCAAGGACGAAGUCCAGACGAACGCGUGGUGGCAAAAGUUGCACGACGAUCUGCCGGAUGUGCAGGAGUGGAACAAAUUCCUCAAAGAGCGUUCCCGUCAAGACAACGUCCCAAAACUCCGCUGGAUCUCCACCAUCUGGAUCUACGCAGAGUGCUACCUGUUCCGGCGAAUACACCAAAUCUUCCGCUUGACCGAAUCUGUCAAGGAUUACGAUCCAUUCCGCAGGAUGAAAAUUAAAAGUUUGCUCCAGUUGCUAGAUGGUAUGCAUAUGGCCGCAUCCGACUUCUACAGAGUGAUCGACCCUCAGAAUAAUCCAACGAUAAAAAACAGGGACGCUCCAGAAUACCUCAAAAUGUUCCUUUCCUUGUCCUUGUGGGGUAACAGAACUGAUCUCCUGAAGGGCGGACCUACAAGCCCCAUGACAGACUUCACAGGCGGCAAUCCCCUUAUUCGCGUCCUAACAUUCUCCCCUUCCAUCCUCGUCAACGAAAUGGACGUGGUUUGGCAACUCCUGACGAGCAAAGAUGUCGGGGCUGAGGUUCGAGUAGACAUUGUUACUGACAAUGCCGGCUUCGAACUCUUUGCUGAUUUUCUGCUGGCGGACUUUCUCGUCACCUACCGUCUUGCAGCUACAGUGCAUUUCCACGUAAAGAGUCGGAAGAAAUCGGUUCCUUUGGCGAAGUUGGCGGAGCGGUGGUACGACUAUCUCGCCUGCGGAAUAUUUGUGUUGAAGGCGGACUACUUUUGGACUCUGCCGUUCGACUACAACGAUAUGCGUUGUUCAAUGGCCGGCGCUCCCCUGUACUCAGAUCUCAUUUACUCUACUCUUAUCAUAUUUAAGGGAGAUCUAAACUACCGCAAGUUAGUAGGAGAUAUUAAUUGGGAUCCACUGACGCCUUUCAAAUUGGCUCUGCGAAGCUUUCGACCAACAAAUAUUAUUGCGAUGCGUACCUACAAAAGCGACGUGUCCUGUGGAGUCCCAGAGUAUGCAUAUCUGUUCUACCCUGGCAUGCCUAAGAGCUGGAUGCUGACAGGAAAGGUAGCACUUGUGCAAUACGCCCAAAAGAGGCACUGUGUACCGGGGUUACCACAUCCUCCAUAA
This is a messenger RNA of Gryllus bimaculatus (two-spotted cricket), 2088 nucleotides long. Lineage: Eukaryota; Metazoa; Arthropoda; Insecta; Orthoptera; Gryllidae. The record is from the annotation of a GenBank genome assembly.